Maniola jurtina (meadow brown) is the source of this 1173-nucleotide messenger RNA. RefSeq names its product acyl-CoA Delta-9 desaturase-like. The record is from RefSeq and is a predicted model, not a curated record. Gene Ontology annotation, cellular component: endoplasmic reticulum membrane. NCBI's taxonomy places the organism in Eukaryota, Metazoa, Arthropoda, Insecta, Lepidoptera, Nymphalidae. Gene Ontology annotation, molecular function: iron ion binding; stearoyl-CoA 9-desaturase activity. The transcript is spliced from 6 exons. Gene Ontology annotation, biological process: unsaturated fatty acid biosynthetic process. The coding region runs from base 1 to 1077 and encodes 358 amino acids.
AUGCCUCCACUAGUGGAUCCAACGCCAAGUGGAGUGCUCUUUGAAUCAGAUACCCAAACCGCCGACUUGGGCUUAGCAAAAGAUGUCUCAGUGCUAAAGAAUGCAACGCCAAGGAAAUAUGAAUAUGUCUGGUUUAACAUAUUCUGGUUUCUCUUUCUACACAUUGCCUCUCUAUAUGGCAUUUACUUAGCUUUGACAUCGGCGAAAUGGCAGACCAAUGUAUUCGCAUUCGCUCUCCAUCUGAUGUGUGCUAUUGGGAUAGGAGCUGGAUCACAUAGAUUAUGGACACAUCGAAGUUAUAAAGCAAAAACGCCUCUUCGUACACUUCUAAUGCUUUGGCAAACUAUGGGUUUCCAGGAUAGUAUUUUCGAGUGGGCUCGCGACCACAGAACACACCACAAAUACGCAGACACAGAUGCCGAUCCCCACAAUGCUGAGCGGGGCCUGUUCUACUCCCAUAUGGGCUGGUUGUGCGUCAAGAAGUUACCUGAAGUCAUUGAAGGAGGCCGUCGUCUCGACCUUACUGACCUAUAUGAAGAUCCAGUCGUCAUGUUCCAGAAAAAGCAUUACAUGAAGAUGAUGCCGGUACUGUGCUUCCUGUUACCGACGGUUAUCCCUGUCUAUUACUGGAAUGAAACGUGGCUCAAUGCAUUCUUGAUACCCACUAUUCUACGAUAUACCAUUGGCAUCAACGUUGUUUGGAGCGUUAACAGCUUUGCUCAUGUCUUCGGAUACAGACCUUAUGACAAGUCACUGAACCCCCGGGAGAACAUCGCGGUGUGGAUGAUUUGCGUGGAAGGCUUCCACAACUACCACCACACCUUCCCGUGGGACUACCGCGCCACUGAACACCCUCUGCUCAACAUGCUUACGCCCACUAUCGUGUUCAUUGAUGCUAUGGCUAAGAUCGGGCAAGCCUAUGAUUUGAAGAUGGUUACCCCUGAUAUUAUAAAGCAGAGGUCACAGCGGACUGGCGACGGAACACAUUAUCUUUGGGGCUGGGACGACCCCGAGUUUACGGAAAAAUUAAAGGCUCGUCUCAGCACUAUCAAUCAUCCUGAAAGGAAAGACGACUAACCAAUGUUGACACAUCCCAUAAAAAAUUAUGGUGUUUACAUACCCAUUUAUACACUACCUAGUAAUUAAUAUUGGAAGUACUGGGGGACUCUACUU